AUGGGCCUGAUGUUUGGGCCCUUAGGACAACUUUUGGAUAACAUUCUUCUUUUUUAUUAUUUGCUUUUGCAUUAUAGGUCUGAGUAUGGUGUGUUUUGGAAAUGUGUUCAAGCAGGACUCAUGUAUGUUGUGACUCAACUCUGCAAAAUGCUUAUUCUUGCAACCUUCUUCCCAGCAACGGAUGUACCUGGAGAUUACCUACAAGAAUUACUCAAGACGACUGUUGAUCUUGCUGAUUUGGUUGGAAUCUCCAUGAUGAUGAACCAAAUUCCGGGGAAGGGAGACUUGAAGGUCUUAGCAGCAGGUCUGGGUUGGGCAACAGCAGAACUAUUUUUGACAAGACUUGUUCCCAUGUGGUUUGGAGCAAGAGGUGUGGAGUUCAAUUGGAAAUACAUACAGAUGAGCAUUGAAUCCAAUAUCAACCUUGUUGGGCAUCUGACAACAGUGACUCUGGUUUGGCUAUGGUCAAGACAUGAUUUGAGCCAAACAGUAUUCCCUGUUAUCACCAUGCUACUUUUAGCCAUGUCCUACAAACCCAUCCUGAUGGAUUUCAUCACAAGAAGUGCACACCUGGGUGCUUGGAGUGUGCUUAUAGUCAAAGCUGUAUUUACUCUAGGCUCAGGUCUUGUUGCACUUCAAGUUUAUGCUGGAGUCAACAUAUCAUAA
Darwinula stevensoni is the source of this 666-nucleotide messenger RNA. The record is from the annotation of a GenBank genome assembly. NCBI's taxonomy places the organism in Eukaryota, Metazoa, Arthropoda, Ostracoda, Podocopida, Darwinulidae.